AUUAAAAUGGUAAGAAUAACCACAAUAUGUAGUCUUCACGUGACCCUUAUCACCAAAACCCAAUGAUCUUUUUUGAUGGCUAGAAAAAGAAUGUUAUCAAAGUUUUUGGCAGUAACUUUAUUAUUACUCUUUAGACAACUGCAAAAAUAAUCAUCAAUUUAGUAUAGGCUGGGAUGUACCAUCUAUAGGAACAGUAUAAAGAGUAUCCAAUAAAGUAGGAAAUGAAACUGGAUUUUUAAUCCCUGACUACACUGUGAUCACUUAUAAGAAUAUCAAUAAAGAUUCUAAGACUUAGUUACCUUAAUCAAAUUUAUAAUCGCCUAAUAAAUUUGCCACUUUGGCUUAAAAGAACCUAGUCUAAGAUAACUAUAAAAAUGAAAUUAUAGUCUAAAGAAGCAUCAAUAAUAGUAUUGAAAAGUUUAAGUCUGAAGACAAUCUUAAAGAAUAAACUAAUAAAUAAAUCAGAGAUAUUUUAGCUAAAUAAAGAAGAGAAAACUAGCAAAAUUUUAAAUAUAAAUCUUGA
This is a messenger RNA of Paramecium sonneborni, 523 nucleotides long. Lineage: Eukaryota; Ciliophora; Oligohymenophorea; Peniculida; Parameciidae. The record is from the annotation of a GenBank genome assembly.